AUGAACCCCCUGAGCAUUCCCAGGUCAGACAUGAACCCCCCUGAGCAUUCCCAGUACGUGAUCAGUUACAUGGACCUUCUGUUACAAUCAGAGGAACGGCUGUGGGUGGAUCUGACUAAUGAAACCUCCUCUGGGUGGACGCAGCCGCCACUGCUCAGGAACCCAGAACCUCCUGGGUCCAGUCUCAGGACCCAGAACCUCCUGGGUCCAGUCUCAGGCCCCAGAACCUCCUGGGUCCAGUCUCAGGCCCCAGAACCUCCUGGGUCCAGUCUCAGGCCCCAGAACCUCCUGGGUCCAGUCUCAGGCCCCAGAACCUCCUGGGUCCAGUCUCAGGCCCCAGAACCUCCUGGGUCCAGUCUCAGGCCCCAGAACCUCCUGGGUCCAGUCUCAGAGCUCAGAACCUCCUGGGUCCAGUCUCAGGGCCCAGAACCUCCUGGGUUCAGUCUCAGGCCCCAGAACCUCCUGGGUCCAGUCUCAGGCCCCAGAACCUCCUGGGUCCAGUCUCAGGCCCCAGAACCUCCUGGGUCCAGUCUCAGGCCCCAGAAGCUCCUGGGUCCAGUCUCAGAGCUCAGAACCUCCUGGGUCCAGUCUCAGGGCCCAGAACCUCCUGGGUUCAGUCUCAGGCCCCAGAACCUCCUGGGUCCAGUCUCAGGCCCCAGAACCUCCUGGGUCCAGUCUCAGGCCCCAGAACCUCCUGGGUCCAGUCUCAGGCCCCAGAACCUCCUGGGUCCAGUCUCAGAGCUCAGAACCUCCUGGGUCCAGUCUCAGGGCCCAGAACCUCCUGGGUUCAGUCUCAGGCCCCAGAACCUCCUGGGUCCAGUCUCAGGCCCCAGAACCUCCUGGGUCCAGUCUCAGGCCCCAGAACCUCCUGGGUCCAGUCUCAGGCCCCAGAACCUCCUGGGUCCAGUCUCAGAGCUCAGAACCUCCUGGGUCCAGUCUCAGGGCCCAGAACCUCCUGGGUUCAGUCUCAGGCCCCAGAACCUCCUGGGUCCAGUUUCAGAGCUCAGAACCUCCUGGGUCCAGUCUCAGGGCUCAGAACCUUCAGACUCCAGACGGAUCACAGAACUUUCUCUUGUCACAACAGAGUCGAGAUUAUAG
Molecule: messenger RNA, 1098 nt
Organism: Knipowitschia caucasica
Lineage: Eukaryota; Metazoa; Chordata; Actinopteri; Gobiiformes; Gobiidae
Source: the annotation of a GenBank genome assembly